CUAAGCUUAGUGUCUAGGGGCUGAGUGUUCACUUCCACAUUCCAAGGGACAUCGAACACUGCCAUCGAAGGGCCGUUGUUCUAAUAAUUGGAACACGAUGCUUUCGGAGACUGCUGAAAUUAGAAAUGGCUCGUCUUGCCCGACGAGCAGAAAUGUUGAGAAAUUGUCUGCAGAUGGGAACGAGAAUCAAAAUCAGUUGAGAUUGCAGCAGAAGAGCAGGUUGAGGGUGAGGGUGAGGGUGAUGCACUCUUGUCGUGAUUAAUUCAACAACGCGGCGGGGAUUCCAAAAGGUUGUUGGAAAUUUAGCACCAGAUGCGUGCAAGGAGUUGUGUAUCGCUUUUGACUCGUUGCGCCUCUGGGGAUGGGGAUGGGGCUGGGGCUGGAUCUGCUCGGCCAACGUGGCCCUGCACUGCAAGUGAUGGGGGGCGAGAUUUGGCCACACUUUGGCUCGGGCUUGCGCAUUGACGAGAUUUGAUGUGCGCUGCUUCGGCAUUCAAUUCCGAAGAUGCUCAGGGCCCACAUGAACCCUGGCCACUUCGUCAAGAUGGACGACCAGAAUUCUCUCCUUGGCCCACUCUGCCCCACACCUUGCCACCCCCAUACAAGACGUAUCUAUGCCUGGGUCCAAACUUAUGGUACAGUACAGUCGAGGGGGAUCACUUAUGAUUGGGCCCAUGAGGGAAUCCGGGGUCGAUUAUGAUCGUGCCCCAUAGUCCCUCUAGGCCCAUGUGCCUAGAGGCCUUGUGCUAAGUGUUCACCGGGCAUGGGCAUUGAGUCCACGAGAGCGUAAGCUGUUCAGUAGAGCCCUUCUGAGAUUGCCACCAUGUAUGAUUGAGCUAUCGCCCAAAGUGACAGCAUGCUGGAGCGUUGAUUGGGCGCCCACAAUAUUCAGGUACCAGCCUCAUGCUGCUGUGCGUUAGUCUACGAGAGUUGAAGUUGUGGUGGUUUAGGACGGUGAGCGUUAUCCGAUGGAUGAGAGGGUCAAGAUGAAGGAAGGUGAGUCGGCACCGAGUCAGAUGAGGCCCCCUUUGACAAAAUGUGCUCGGUGUUCGUCAAAUUCCUCACUCAAUAUUCCUGUGGACUCGUAGCUCUUCCUCUCGUGGAUAACGUAAAGUAUUGCGAGCAUUCGAGGAGCAUGCGGAGUCAUCCCUCGCAGCACAUUCUCGCUUUAUGCCUACAGCUAUCAGAGCAGAAAGAGCUUCCGAAUCCGACACCCUCAGAUCACGGUAGGCCUCCCUGUGGCUUCGAUGAGAAUGAGUCGAUGCAGUUCAGUGGCGUUGCGACAAUUCAGCGUUUGCCGAACCUGCAAUGGGAUUUUCCCGGAUUGAGGGCGCACCAUUGUCACCAUUGUUCACCAUCGUCAGUCCGAUGAUUUGCCUCUCAACAAAUGCCCGCAAUAAUCUUCACAAGCAAAAAUUUCAGACAACUGUAUGACCAAACGAGUUCACAGUCGUUAUUAUGAGCUCUGACCACAGUCACACAGAUGGUCUGAACGACGAGGGAGUGAAGCAUCCUAAUCAUAACCAAAACCUUGUUCUCAGCCUCAAGGGCUAUCCGCCCAUUCACUCUGGAUCUUCGCAAACCUGAAGCAGAUACGCCGAGAAGACGAAAUCUAGAGGUUCAUCAAAGUGUCUGAAUUUGGCUCCGGCUCGUGAAGAGAUUCACGCUCGGCUUCGAUGCAAGUGGGGCAUUGACGAGGACGGGCGCCAACUUGGACAGGAUAUGAGCAGAAACACCAUCAAAUCUAGAAGCGUUGUCAAUCCGAGCCGACGCGUCUUUCGUCGCCCGGACAGUCCUCAGCCUCGAAAGCGCGGAGCACUGCACGCCUGCACUUUAAUCUGGCACCACAACGAGAAGCGGAUUCCCGGCCUCAGACACAGAGCUGAGUCACUCGUCAUGGCUCACGACGGCUCUGCCCCGCAGAGCCGUCGCAAGUGACACCCUGCGACGGCUGGAUAUUUUCGAGCCAUUAUGGCACUCCAUCUCAGGUCGCGACCUGGGGACGCACCAAUGAGGAGGGCAGAGCACGAGUGGAUUAGCAAGGACAAUGCUUGCGUACGCAAGCUUGGGGAACGAGACAAAGCCACUCUCGCAGGCCCUGGACCAGAUGGAAGCCAUCACCGAGCAAGGACUGCGGGUCAACCAACACACAGCAGCCGCAAGGUUGGCCAUACAUAGCAGACAACUCGACGCAGCCAUGGUACAGUACAGAAGGUACUAUGGACAGCUUUUCAGCUCACGGAUCUUUGGGUACAUGCAAAUAUGGUGAUCGCUUUCAGGGAGCCACCUGGUGGCAUCCGAGUUGCUCUCAAGACCCUGAGAGAGAUUCGGGAUGCAGCACGACUUCCAAGAGUAAAUUCGAUUCAUUUACUGAUUCACCGAUGUACCUUUCGUAUAUUCACGUCGUCGGAUUUCCCUCGACUAGAUUCAGAUAAAGUCAUCGAAUAUUCAUUCAUUCAGCUCGGGUUGAAUGAAUGAAUGAAUGAAUGAAUAAUGAACCGUAAAGGUGGAUGGUUGAAUCCACCUUUACGGUUCAGACUGCACUUCCCUCGCUGUCUGAACGCAAUGCAGACAGAGAUUAUUCUUUUUCACGUGGCAACCACGAGGCGAAGCUGGUAGUUAUUAUAUCUAUCAACAUUCGGAGCAAGCCAUGAACAUAUUUAAUUUUCCGCCAAUUGCAUUGGUCGGUUAGUGUGCUCGCAUAACUUUCCCGUUUCAUCUUUCCCCGAUCGGGGAUGGAAUUUUAGGGAUUGUUCAUCGUUUGGUAUAUGUGAUUUUGUAUUAUUUAAUACAGAAUGG
Marchantia polymorpha subsp. ruderalis is the source of this 2799-nucleotide messenger RNA. NCBI's taxonomy places the organism in Eukaryota, Viridiplantae, Streptophyta, Marchantiopsida, Marchantiales, Marchantiaceae. The record is from the annotation of a GenBank genome assembly.